Haliotis rufescens (red abalone) is the source of this 1225-nucleotide messenger RNA. RefSeq lists its product as uncharacterized. The coding region runs from base 32 to 1048 and encodes 338 amino acids. The record is from RefSeq and is a predicted model, not a curated record. Lineage: Eukaryota; Metazoa; Mollusca; Gastropoda; Lepetellida; Haliotidae. The transcript is spliced from 4 exons.
AGUGGGCCUAUUGUUCUGUUCAUGCAGAUCUAUGCAGACAUUGAAAAGUAGUUGUGACUAUAAAACGACAAGAUCCACGAGUUAUCUGUUUUGUUUGAAAUUGAAUACUGUAUCACCAUCUUCAGCAAAGAUGCCACGUAUAUUCUAUAUACCACCUGACGAUUUUGAGCCAGUGCCGGAAUGGAUGAAUGAUUCCAAACUUUGUAAGUCAAGAAAAGUUGGAGGCGGAAGCGGAGAGUCUGCGAGACUGAUGAAGAAAGGAAGAGAGCAGAAGACAAAAGGAAGUAGAUACAGGAAGGAGAUAGAGAGAGCGAGGAGAUAUGAAGAGAGCAUAAAGAGGAAAGAAAGGAUGGUGAAGGAGGAUAGAAAGAGGAGUACGAUGGCGGAUGGUCCCGAGAAAACACGGAUGGAUGUGAUAGAAGCCGGAAAGAAUGGACCGAAAGUAGCGAAGAAGGAUAAUAAUAUAAGAGAUGCUGGAAAGAGGUGGCAGCUGGGAGAUGUAUACAGACUGGCUCUUGAGAAAGACGCAGACAAAACUGGAAGGUCAAAAUUGGGAAGGAAGAAUCUUAGCAGGAGACAUAAAGAUUCGAGGAAGGAGAGAGUUGUUGUUGAGGUGGAGCGAGUUGGAGGCAGAGAGAAGGUGAAGGAAUGGAUUGAUAAAGUUCAGCUGGCGAGUCUGAUGACCACCAAUAUCCAGGAGGUCAGCUCGGAGGCUUUAAUUAACAACAAGGACAUGAACGUUGAUCGAUUUGACAUCGUACCUCCAUGGCCGAUCUCACGCUAUUGCAUAGAAGAUCCGGACUUCAAGUUAAACGUACAAGAUCAUUGCUACACCAGCGACCCCACAGACGGCCGUGACCUUGGUGUGCAGCCUGUAAAUAUUAUGUACUGCCUGUUUGGCCGCCCAACACCUGACACCGGGGAUAUCAAUGAACACUCGGAUGAACCGACAACCCUUAGAGUGAAGUGUCAGAAAAGUAAAUCUCUUCGGAAACGAAUUUCCUCGGUUCUCCAUAGAUUCGUUGGCUUCUUUCUCAGACCAAGAUGAAAGCGAAACCAUCACUGCGCCAUUCUGGAUGACCCUUGUCAUCAUGUGGAAAUGAAACAAAUCUUUCGUAUUAUAGAAAGAAUUCUUGUAUGUCUGUUCAACAUUUUUUAUAAAGUGUACAUAAAGUGCUUUUCGUUUCAAUGUAUUAUCUCUGUCAAGACUGAAUUAAACUGUCUC